AUGGACUAUAUGAAAAAUACUACAAGCUAUCGUCCUCUUACCUCAUCAUCCGAGGUUCCAGACCUGUCAUCUCUUACCGAGGACGUUGCUAUCGCAGAUAUCACCAAGGCUGGUCCGGAUAUCUUUGCUAAACAAAUCACCCUGAUUGAGCUCUCACUUUUCAAAGCAAUCAAACGUGAAGAAUUUUCCAGCCUUAAAUGGAACGGAAAAGAGAAGCAUAUUUACGCACCCAACAUUGUCGCAUCCACCCGUUGGUUUAACCAGAUCAAUUUUUGGGUUCAGAAGGAAAUUCUGAAAUACUCUUGCGUUUCCAAACGUACAGAAUUGCUGGCGUUUUUCAUCAAAAUGGCCAAGAAACUCGUCGAUUACAACAACUUGUAUUCUGCCAUGUCUAUUGUGUCGGCGUUACAAGUCGAAUGUAUCUAUCGCCUGAGACACACAUGGGACGGUUUGCCCAACAAGGAUCGUGCGGCCUACCGUAGACUGGAGGAACUAUUCAGUCAGAAUGACAAUUGUCGACGUCAGCGGGAACAUAUGAAUUCCAUAUCGCUACCGGGCAUACCCUAUCUCGGUCUCUAUCUUUCUGAUCUCACGUACACCAAUGUGGCGCAUCCUCGAGUUGGCGGAAAGCCAACGGCCAUUUGGACAUCCAAGAUCAACACCAUCAUUGAUAUCAUUGCUUAUUUUCAACAGUCGGAAUAUCCGUUUAACGUAGACGGGACCAUAAACGCCUAUCUUUGUGCUCAACGAUACAUCGAAGAACUACAAAAGUUCCUUGAGGAGGAUAACUAUCGCACUUCACUUCGUUUAGAGCCGCAACCAGAACCAGUAAUUCAUACCUGCUCUGUCUAUGUUCCCACGGUUGAAGAUGGUCGUACAAUGACUGGAUUUUUGAAAUGCCCCAGUGAAACUACUCCAACCCGUGGAGUGCGUCCAAGCGAGAUGAUUCCUCGAGGACAUCAGAAUCAAACCCUCCGAUCCUCAAAAUCCGCCUCGGUAAACUCGAGCUUUGAAUCAGAUAUGAUUCCUGUGGCUCAAACACUUUGGACCGAUUGUAAAAGAGCUAACAAGUCGGUGACGGCGCUUGCCAGCCCCACUCCACCCGCACCGUUUGACACUUCAGCCGCCAACCUAUGUACCCCCAUCGUCCGGACCAAGAAGAAAUCUGUCGUCUUGGACACCAACAACAGCGUUUUAACCAUGCCGAAACCCUCAAAGGUGCUAUUCUCCGACGAUGGACCACCACAGAAGCUGCACGCGCUCCAACAUAACACUCUACUGCAGGGAGACCUCAAGGACAAUCUCACCACUAAUUUCCCACUAUCUACAGACAUUGAUGCUGAGUCCCCCACUCGCUCUCAUCAUCGCCCGACCCAUUACCAUCAACCGGAAACCCCAUCCACCGAGAACCUCACCAAAUCCCCGGAGCACUUGCCUCCGAUACCACCAAGACCGCCCCAUCAGUCUUGCGAUUCCAUCCACCACCACCGCCACAAAGCUCGAACACAACGUCCUUCUUUGUCCUCGUCAUUUACGGUGGACGCUCCUGAUGAAUCUGUUCCUUGUCCGGAGAGAUUGCCAAACGCACUUGACGAAGUUCGUUUGGAGAGGUCCACAGAUGUCUUAGAUCUCAAGUGUCGCAAGAUAUCCGAGUCCGUCCUAUCCUCUCUUACGCAGAGUUCUACAAGCCAAAGUCCACCAAUCAGUUCUACACCCACAAAACGUGUGUCGAGCGUACCUGUGCUCCUGAGCGAUUCGUUAGAUGCCACCGCAGCUGCUGUGUGUGCUGCCACAGUGUGUGCUACCGAUCUUGGUCGACUGGAGUUGGGCAGCGAGCCGAAUCCCGUCCCCUCAUUACCUUCAUGCACCACGACACAAGCAGAUGUAUCAGUGGACGAAUCAGUUCCACAGCAGUCCUCAUGUACCCUGAAAAUUCCAUCGGUAUCGACUCCUGCGGUCCAGCUUGGAUCUGAACAACGCAAAGUUUCAUCAAGUCAUAAAGCCUUCUUUCCCCCGUCGAUCGGUCUCAGUCAAUUCGAUGUACAAAUUGUUUAUCAGGGCGUGGUGCAACGACGUACGCUGGUUCGAGCACGCACUGCCGCUUUCUCAGGCUUAGCUGCAUUGUUGAGUCCCAAGCUGCGUAAAGGCCCAGCAAACGUGUAUGGAUCCAACUCUUCACUAUCCACUGUGUCGGCGGUUGUGGGCGGUGGUGUGAAAUCCUCUUCGUCUCUGAUGCAUGCGCGACCAGCCGGGUUCUCCUCGUGGCAUCGUUUGUGGGCUACCCUUGUUGUGGUCGGUUCCGGUUCUUCUGCCUUUAUGAUCUAUUUCCAGCCAAAAUGCAAAAACGCAAUGUUACGGAACGAGUUCCGCGCACACCAAUGUCAAGUUCAAAGUCUGAUCAAUUUCAGGGGCUUGCAUCCCCUCAGUAGUUCGCAACAUAUGCUAUCUGACGACUCAACCAACGCAACUAGCCACGUUCCCGAAUACACGGAUGAAGUCGAAGAUGGUGAUGCGUCCGAAUUAUUGCAAGACGAGGGCGACACACCGGCCGUCACUACCUCCGAACCCGAACUGGCCAAAUCCCCUGUACGCCGCACGAAUCGAGGGCAUUCCGUACCGACCGCAAUGAGUACCGGUCUAUUCAACUGCUGGGCCCAGAUUGAACUUGGGCAUCAUCGUGAUGGGACUGUGGAUGUCAACUCUUUCCUCCUAUCUGAUCCCAAUCGCCACAAGGUUUAUCGGUUUCGUCCCGUUUUAGCUCGUGACUCAUUGCCCGCGUUCACGCGGUCCACUGGCCCAUUCGACUGGCUUCGUCGCAGCGGAUUUCAUAGCCCCAAAGUUAUGCCGCGUGCUUCACAGCCAUCGGUUGUUAUGGACACCAGUCGUUCUCGACCCAGUCCGUUUGGUUUCAGUUCUCUGGGACGACCCCGCGGAGCUUCUGUCCCGACAGCCCUGACCUCAUCGCUAGUCAGCCCCACCAGCUCGCGUUCAGCCACCUUAAAGCACAUUCGCACUACUAAGGAAGACCCUGGACUUCCGGGCUCAUCUACCUCCAAUCCUGUUGUAGACGAAUGGAUUAGAGCUCUGCAUACUGCCCUGAAUUCGGUCGAACAGUUUCAUCGCCAUCGAUUUAUCGCCUACCACGCGCAACGGUACUGUGAAGAGGACUCUUGAAAAGCAUCUGCUUACUGACCGUCGCUGUGGUCAACUUUUUAGUUCUCUCUCUCCAUGCAUGAGUCUACCGCACAAUUUUCUCUGUGAUCCAGUGGCCAUAUUGGUUCUCUUCCAAAAGAACAAAACACCUGCUUGGGCUGGUGGGUGUUUGUCACGUUUUUUUAGUGUCUCCGGUCAACCCGACUCUUGUUGACACAAACACAAACCAACGGUGUGAGGAUCGUUAGGUUUUUCUUUAUUCUUUCUUGACCCCGUUUCACACCACUUUCCACCACCGCUACGUGGCUUUGGUUUUUGUUCAUAUACUUACUUCGCUUGAUGUGUCGGAUCCGUGCACAACGUUCUCUUCGCUUACCUGGUGCAAUGUUUUGUUCAUUUUUUUUCUAUCGUCCCAUCAGAUCCAUAGAUCGUGCAUCUUUCGCGAGACUGUUCUCUCUGCUAUUCCUUUAAAAUGGCCAUCUGGUCAGGUCAUGCAAGCUGUCGCACCUGCUUUUAUCGUGUACUCACAGUCCGAAUUUAUUAUGUAACAUCGCGCUACGUGUUUCUUAAUUCGUAACUCAAUGCUCUUUUACCGCGAAUGAGCUGCGGUUUUCGUCAGGUCGGUGAAAUCUCAUUACUAUUAUUAUUAUUACUAUUACUAUUAUUACUAUCCUUAUUAUUUCGCUUCGCAGUUCCUAAACCGCUUUCACGCAUGGAUGUACACAUUUGGUCUCAUCUCGACCUAUCUUACUUGUUUCUUGCUAUGUUGUGUAGGGAUUACAUGCAAACAAACCUCUUCCGUA
Opisthorchis viverrini is the source of this 3956-nucleotide messenger RNA. RefSeq lists its product as hypothetical. Gene Ontology annotation, cellular component: plasma membrane. Bases 1 to 3174 code for a protein of 1057 amino acids. The record is from RefSeq and is a predicted model, not a curated record. Gene Ontology annotation, biological process: Ras protein signal transduction; positive regulation of GTPase activity. The transcript is spliced from 11 exons. NCBI's taxonomy places the organism in Eukaryota, Metazoa, Platyhelminthes, Trematoda, Opisthorchiida, Opisthorchiidae. Gene Ontology annotation, molecular function: guanyl-nucleotide exchange factor activity.